Messenger RNA from Sphaeramia orbicularis (orbiculate cardinalfish), 904 nucleotides. RefSeq names its product cell wall protein DAN4-like. Bases 36 to 881 code for a protein of 281 amino acids. The record is from RefSeq and is a predicted model, not a curated record. Lineage: Eukaryota; Metazoa; Chordata; Actinopteri; Kurtiformes; Apogonidae. The transcript is spliced from 3 exons.
CAAUCUCUGCAACACCAGGCCAAACUACCAGCAGUAUGACUACAUCAGCAGAUAACAGCACAAAUUUAUCCUCCUCUGUCUCUGGUAACACAGCAGACAAUAGUACCAUGUUGGCGUCCACAGUCUUUACUACUACUACCUCACCUCAUACAAACAACAGUACCAUAUCUUCACCAGCAGAUGUCAGUACAUCAACAAAUUCUAGUGUUUCUAAAUCAAACACACAAACCAGUUUACCUGCAAUGUUACAUUCAAGACAAACUUCACCUACUACAGAUUCUUUGACAGCCAAAUCCAAUACAACAAGCACCAACUUUACAACCUUAGCAUCCAUAGUCUCUGCAACACCAGGCCAAACCAAUAGCAGCACGACUUCAUCGUCUCCAGUUUCUCUUAACACAGCACCCAGUUCAGCGAACAGCAGCAUAACUACAACAGCAGAUCUCAGCAUAAUUGCAUCUUCUACCAUUUCUAGUACUUUAUUACCAAGCACAAUAGGCAGUAGCAUGACCUCAACAUCAGCAGAUAUCAGCAGAACUUCAUCACCUGCAGUUCCUGCUGCUACAACUCACAGAACAAUGGGCGACAGCACAACAUCUACAACGGUGGAUGUGAACAAAACAUCAGCACCAGCUGGGUCUGCAACGACAGCAUCCACAACAAUGAGCACAAGUACUGGUUCAGCAGAAACUGAACACACAGGCCCCAUGACAACAGGCACCCAACAAGUGACUGUUCAUUUAAGAGUGUCUGUUUUAACCAGUAAAGAGGAAAAUGAUGACACCAUUUUGCGUUCCUUGUCUAAUUUUGUGUCCCAGGCUCUUCUUGCGCAAACAUGUGAGGACUGCACUUUUACAAUGAGACAGAUCCAACGCACUUGAAAAACCAUGCAGGCUGUGAACGC